Messenger RNA from Meloidogyne enterolobii, 336 nucleotides. NCBI's taxonomy places the organism in Eukaryota, Metazoa, Nematoda, Chromadorea, Rhabditida, Meloidogynidae. The record is from the annotation of a GenBank genome assembly.
ACAAUUUUGCCAAUUUUUAAAAUAAAGCUUGCUUUUUAUAUGUUUUUAAAUUUAAAAUAUCACCAGGCCGUUAAACACGCAGCCCUUCUAAAGAAAUUUUUGGUUAGCAUAGGAACUUGGGAGAAUCCAGGAAACAGCAACGGAGCUUUUGAAAGUGCAGUAUACACAAAAAUCAGUUUACCCGUGGAUGAUGAUUAUUUUAAAUUGGAUUCUUCGAUUAGCGUAGAUAUUGAGCAUUUUUACGUUGAAUACGAUGACAUUGGUGUUGAACACAAACAUGUUAAUAAAAUUGAUGAAUUUCACGCUUUUAACAAUGCAAGUUUUUUGUCUUAUUAG